AUGAGGACUUCUUUUGCCGUUGCCGCCCUUGCGGCCACCUACGCCAAUGCCAUUGCUGCUCCUGCUCCCCAGGACGUCGAGGCCCUGGCCACCCCCGAGGAGACUGUUGAUGGUCUGAUUGGCCUGUCCAAGAACUCUACGUGCGCUCACGACCCCAACAACUCAAAAGAGGUCAUCGUCAUGCUCGACAAGGACCAGGUCCCCGAGGCCAAGACUUUGCUCAACAAGCUUGGAAGGCAAGCCGAUAACGAUGGUGUCUUUGAUGUCAUGGACAACUCCCAGUGGAGUGCCAUUGUCAUGAACGCUACCUCCAAGUGCAUCAGCUACCUCGACGACCUUGCCGAAGUGAAGAUGGUGGAUGAGACCGCAGAGGUCAAGUCGUUUGUUACCCAAAAGACUGGUGCACCAUGGGGCCUCCAGCGCAUUUCAAACGACGCCGGUGCCUCCGGUGACCCAUCUGGCCAGGACUUCACCUACUCCUUCGAAGACACUAACCUCGGUGCUGGUGUUGACGUCUACGUCGUCGACACUGGUGUCCGUGUUUCCCACGCUGUCUUCGGAGGACGCGCCACCGAGGGCUUCUCCUUCACUGACACUGCUGCUGACGGUGAUGGCCAUGGCACUCACGUUGCUGGUUCCGCUGCUGGUGCCAAGUUUGGUGUCGCCCAGAACGCCAACAUCAUCGCCGUCAAGGUUCUCGGUGAUGACGGCUCCGGCUCCUCCUCGAGCACCAUUGCCGGCAUGAAUUGGGUCCUCAACAACCACGAGAAGCGCAAGACCCAGGACGGCUUCGUCGGUUCCAUCAUGAGCAUGUCUUGGGGUCUUCAGGGCACUGCCGACUCCGUCGACCAGGCUAUUCUGUCCGCCCUCGAUGCCGGCAUCCACGUCUCCGUUGCUGCCGGUAACGAUGGUACUGAUGCUUGCGGCACGACCCCUGCCCACCUUGGUGGUGCCAACUCUGACGUCGUUACUGUCGGCUCCGUUAACAUCAACAACGAGGUCUCGUCCUUCUCCAACAUUGGCCAGUGCGUCGACAUCUACGCGCCCGGCGAGGAGAUCCUCAGCGCUUGGAGCACCGGCGACAACGUCAUCAACUUCCUCUCCGGUACCUCCAUGGCCACACCCCAGAACUCUGGUGUCAUGGCCUACCUCAUGGCCCAAAACCCCACCGAAUUCGGCCAGAACCCCAAGGCUCUCAAGGCUGAGCUUCUCAAGAUGGGCCGACAGGACGUCAUCAGCGGCUCUCUCGGUGGCAGCGCCAACCUGCUCCUCAGCAACGGUGUCAACGGUGCCGUCACUAAGAAGCGCUCCGUGACCGGCAGCCCGGCCUCGUGGGCCAAGAAGCUCGUCGACAAUGACCUCAAGACCCGCUGGGUCGUCACCUCGGACGACUCAACGCUCCGGUUCUAG
Messenger RNA from Didymosphaeria variabile, 1410 nucleotides. RefSeq lists its product as uncharacterized. Gene Ontology annotation, biological process: proteolysis. The coding region runs from base 1 to 1410 and encodes 469 amino acids. The transcript has a single exon. Lineage: Eukaryota; Fungi; Ascomycota; Dothideomycetes; Pleosporales; Didymosphaeriaceae. Gene Ontology annotation, molecular function: serine-type endopeptidase activity. The record is from RefSeq and is a predicted model, not a curated record.